AACCCUUGCUCGGGAGCAGCUGAUCCAGUCCUGUUAGUCGACGAACAAGCAUCCCAUACUCCGUCGGACGCCGUCCACCGUUGCAGCCCUGCCUGGUUGUUCUCGGGCAAGCAGUGAAGAAGGUUCGCAGCCUAGGGCUUUUUCUACUCCCAAAAUCCGGUUGGGAAGAGACAAUGAAGCAGGUGAUAGGAACGGUGGUGUCAAACAAGAUGCAAAAAUCAGUGGUGGUGGCAGUGGAUAGGUUAUUCCACCACAAACUAUACAACCGUUAUGUCAAGCGCACCUCUAAAUUUAUGGCACAUGAUGAGAACAAUGUUUGUAACAUCGGUGAUAGAGUUCGAUUGGAUACUUCUAGGCCUUUGAGCAAGCGUAAGCAUUGGAUUGUUGCUGAAAUCAUUAAGAAAGCAAGAAUUUAUGUUGCACCUUCUGCACCUGUGACAAAAGAGCCGAGUCCUGGCUCUAAAGCAUCUGCUUCCUAGUAUAACUUAGGUGUGAAUGUGAAUAUAAUGAAAACUUGAACCUCUGCUGCUGUUUUCUUAGGCAAGCUUCAAACCUACUAUUUGCCAUUCUGACUUCAUUUCUAAAUUUUCCUGGCAGGGGAAAGUUUAGUUCAGCACAUGUAAGGUUAAAUAACUUCUAUUCCAUGGGAUAAAAUCAAGAUGUCGAGGCUGUCAUUGUUUGAUGGAUUAUAUUGGCAUCAGUGAAAUAUAUUGCAUCGAUUAAUAGUGGAUUCUUUUUAUGAUUUGGUCAGUAGAUUUCCUUUGUAAUAUCUUUAUGAUGCUUUGUGCUUCUGGAUUUUUCGCAAGAUUUAAAUUUUUUUUCCCGUUAUCAUAUAGUGAACACAAUGCCUGAAAAACUCAACGCCAACUUCAUUUGGUGGGAAAGAAUCAUUGAUGUUGUUUUUGUUGUG
This is a messenger RNA of Prosopis cineraria, 910 nucleotides long. RefSeq lists its product as uncharacterized. Gene Ontology annotation, cellular component: ribosome. Gene Ontology annotation, molecular function: structural constituent of ribosome. Gene Ontology annotation, biological process: translation. NCBI's taxonomy places the organism in Eukaryota, Viridiplantae, Streptophyta, Magnoliopsida, Fabales, Fabaceae. The record is from RefSeq and is a predicted model, not a curated record. The coding region runs from base 174 to 479 and encodes 101 amino acids. The transcript is spliced from 4 exons.